CCGGGAGAAAGAAGCAACGGCGUCGUCGGCGGCUGGCCGGGGAGCCCCCGGCCUGCGACCUGGCCUGCGGCUCGGUCAGAGCUGCCCGCCAGCGGGGUCCAGCCAGCCGGGCAAGAAGGACAAUACUGGUGAGAAAAUGUCUGGCAACAAUGACUGGUUUCAGAGUUCUCGGGUCCCUAGCUUUGCCCAAAUGCUGAAAAAGAACUUGCCAGUUCAGCCAUCAGCCCAGACGGUAACUACACCCACAGGAUAUUCCUCGGAAAGUUACAGCCUGUGGAACAUGGCAUCCAAGGUUACGCCAGUGACGGGUAAUUUUCCAGAACCAUUGCUUUCCAAAGGCCUUUCAUCUAUUUCAAAUCCUGUCCUUCCUCCGAAAAAAAUACCUAAAGAAUUUAUAAUGAAAUACAGACGUGGAGAGAUCAAUCCUGUAUCAGCCUUGCACCAGUUUGCACAAAUGCAGCGGGUUCAGCUUGACCUGAAGGAAACAGUGACAACAGGUAAUGUUAUGGGACCAUAUUUUGCUUUUUGUGCUGUGGUGGAUGGUAUUCAAUACAAGACUGGACUGGGACAAAACAAAAAGGAGUCUAGAUCCAAUGCAGCAAAAUUAGCUCUUGAUGAGCUUCUACAGCUGGAUGAACCUGAACCAAGAAUUUCAGAAACAUCAGGUCCUCCUCCUAUCCCUGCAGAUCCUAUUGUUUCACCUGAACCAGUAUAUGUUUCAAAAGUACAUUAUGAAGGGAGACAUAUUCAGUUUGCAAAGAUUUCACAGAUUGUUAAAGAAACAUUUAGUCAACUAAUUUCUAAUCAAUCAGAGUAUCUGAAAUGUAGCAACUCAUUAGCUGCUUUUAUAAUUGAAAGAGCUGGACAGCACGAAGUUGUAGCUAUAGGCACAGGUGAAUACAAUUACAGUCAGUGCAUUAAGCCAAAUGGAAGAGUGUUGCAUGAUACUCACGCCAUUGUUACAGCAAGGAGAUCUCUCCUUAGGUACUUUUAUAGACAACUUCUACUCUACUAUAGCAAAAAUCCUGCUAUGAUGGAAAAAUCAAUAUUUUGUACAGAACCAGCUUCUGAUCUACUCACUCUCAAGCAAAAUAUCAACAUUUACCUCUAUAUGAACCAGUUGCCUAAAGGAUCAGCCCAGAUUAAGUCACAAUUGCGUCUUAAUCCACAUUCUAUAUCUGCAUUUGAAGCCAAUGAAGAACUAAGUCUCCAUGUGGCUGUUGAAGGCAAAAUUUAUCUGACUGUCUACUGUCCUGCAGAUGUUGUUAAUAGAAUAAGCAGUAUGUCCUCAAGUGACAAGUUGACAAGAUGGGAAGUGCUUGGUGUACAGGGAGCGUUGCUCAGUCACUUUAUACAGCCAGUUUAUGUCAAUAGUAUUCUUGUUGGUGAUGGGAAUUGCAGUGAUACCAGAGGCUUAGAAAUUGCUGUAAAGCAACGUGUUGAUGAUGCGCUCACUUCCAAACUUCCAAUGUUUUACUUGGUCAACAGACCUCAUAUUAGUUUAGUACCUUCUGCAUAUCCAUUUCAAACAAACUUGGAAUAUAAAUUCCUGAGUCUAAACUGGGCACAAGGGGACAUUUCUUUGGAGAUUGUGGAUGGCCUAAGUGGAAAGAUCACAGAAAGUUCCCCAUUUAAAAGUGGUGUGUCAAUGGCAAGUCGGCUUUGUAAGGCUGCAAUGUUAAGUCGAUUUAACCUGCUUGCCAAAGAAGCUAAAAAAGAAGAUAUACUUGAAGCUAGUACAUAUCAUGCAGCUAAGCGUAUGUCUGGAUCCUAUCAAGAAGCUAAAACUUUGUUGAAAUCCUACUUACAGCAACAUGGCUAUGGCUCCUGGAUUGUGAAAUCUCCCUGUAUAGAGCAAUUUAGUAUGUGAAUUAAGCAAUCCAUUGUCAUAUUAAAAAUCUUUUUUUCGUGUGCUUUGACUACUAAAAAAUUUUUUUAAUAGUGGUGGUUUUCAGCUUUCAGUCUUUAUAGCAGUGUUCAGAGAUUGCUGAAAAUUCAUAAAUAUUUAUGUCAAUUUACAUUGAAACAUUAAGGUUUUGAAUUUUUUUUUUAAAUAAUUACCUGCUUCAUUAUGUAGCUAUUUUGUAUUUUUUAUAGACAUUACAAACCAUUAUCAUUUUGUAAUUUAAAAGAAA
Molecule: messenger RNA, 2135 nt
Organism: Dama dama (fallow deer)
Lineage: Eukaryota; Metazoa; Chordata; Mammalia; Artiodactyla; Cervidae
Gene: ADAD1
Product: adenosine deaminase domain containing 1
Exons: 12
Coding region: 137-1870 (577 amino acids)
Biological process (GO): adenosine to inosine editing; RNA processing
Cellular component (GO): cytoplasm; nucleolus
Molecular function (GO): double-stranded RNA binding; tRNA-specific adenosine deaminase activity; double-stranded RNA adenosine deaminase activity
Source: RefSeq, a predicted model, not a curated record